GUUCUUUCAAAAGGCGAGUUUAUUGCUUGUUUUUCAGUCAGGUGUUUAGUACGACGUAUUCGAAUUCUUAUCGGCCUGCUCUCAGUGAUGUAAUAAUUAUUUCUUGUGUCCGUUAUACGAUUUUGGGACAGCUUUGUUGUGACAAACUAGUACGCUCUUACACACAUAUUGACUUAACCAGCCUUAAAGAUGUUGGUACUAAAAAUUAACUUUCAUUGAUGUUUUUAAUAGUUGCUAUAUGUUUCCUUAUAUUGGAUCAGCAUCAUAUCGUGAACUAUCAAUGUUUACCUAUUAACUACCAAACUCAUGACGUUAAGGCCAGUUAUAUCUACCAAAUCUUACGAUAGUAAGAUUCCCAACUUAAUUAUCGCCGUUAUUUGGCAUUUUGAAACUGAUCACUCCUAUUCUUCAUUAAGUAUAUUUUGUUUGAAAUUUGUACUCUAGGUUUUCGACACUCACACUCAACUAGGGUUCGAAGUCGUCGGUAGUUUUUGACAAGGUUAAUAGUGUAUCAAAGCCCUGUUUUCUAGUAGCUAUAAAAUACAUUGCCGAUUGGGAGAGCGGGAAAUUUGUAGGGGUCAACUCCAAGUGGUGAAUAUUCAUGUUAGAUUGAGGUCUGAUGCAUCAUGACUGGUUGGGUAAAAAGUGUUACAGAUAUCUGGUUCGAAAUAAUCAGGUUUAAUUAAGAAAACCGACUCAUUUGUGGCUCGGCAAUAUUUAUUUUGUUUGCUCUGGAAACAAACUAACAGAGAUGCACAAACCGCUUGUUUUAUUUGUUUUUCUCCUACUCUUCUUUUAUUAAGUGUAGUACAUAUUUUUUUAUAUGGUAAACUGAAAUCAAGUUUCAGUCGAUUGGUUUUGCUCCAUUUUAUUGGUGUUGUGUAAUAAGUAUUGGUUUCGAGCUUUCUGUCUAAAUAACAAACAGGAGCUUACGAUAUCAGGAAUCCUUAUAGUUUUAUGGUAUUUCAAACUCUAGAUGACUGAAAGUCGUUUUCCGACUGAUAAAAGAAUUGUUUACAUCUCUCCUAAAGAGCUUUCCAGUCUGUCAACAGAUGGACCGAUUUAUGUACUAUCAACUGCAGAAAACCCAGAACUCAUCCAUUCAGCAAGUUGUAGUUCAACUGAACUUGGUGCAUCUAGCCAGGAUUCAUCUUCGAUCACUUGUUCAACGUUUGGUUCGACUUCAACUUCAUCUACCAACAGUUCAAAUUAUUUUAAUAACACAUUAGUUCCAUAUUCAUUCCCUUAUCAUGCUAACAUUCCAUAUCCUACUCCUGUGGUUUCAACAAACUUAAUUCUUCCUUAUGGAUUCUGCCCUCCUUUUCAACUUCCACCUUUUGUCGGUUCACAACCAGUUUCAUGGGUAGCACCUGCUUUCCCAAACCACACUUUAUAUCCCCCAAGUACCAAUUUAUUCCCAGAAUCUGCUCAGUACAUUCACCCCUACCAAAAUCUCCCUACUUUCCAACCGAAUGUCCCACCAAAUUCAUACUUUCAAACAUUCAAUCCGCACAAACCAAUUCCGUCUUUCAGUUUACCUCAGGUAACUUCGAAGUCCAGCAACGCCGUUCUCAUUCAUAAUUCUGCUGCAGUUGUUACUAAUAAUAAUACCGUUACAUGUGUCGCGAGUACUAUGAAUACCAACAAUACCAAACAUUCUUGUUCAUUCAAUCGAUCAAACGAAGAAAAUGGAUUUUCAGAACCGAAUAACUUUAAAAGUGAAUCAACGUCAUCAAAACAAUCGCAUCCUCUACGAUAUACCAAACUGAUCUACGCUUCGGAACUUGAUUACUUUGCUUUUGACAGUAGUACUGGAUCGUAUGUAGCUACACGUCAACUUAUUGAUUUGGAAGAUCGAUUUGAAAAUGAGGUGAUCGCUCGACGUCAUCGCGCUACUUUAAAUGAUCCAGUAAGACAGCCUCCUGAACGUCCUGCAUUGUCGGAUACUGAGCAUCGACGUAAUUCCCGUGCUUCACAUCUUCAUCGUUCGAAAAAGUCGACCCACAAAUGUGAUACAGUGAAUUCAAUGUUUGACAAUAAUUCCGAUAAUGAUGAUGACUACUUGGCGGCUAUCGGUGAUAACGCAGAAACUUCAAAAGAUGCUUGUUUAUCGACUGAAUCUAGAAAUAAGAACUUAUCCAUCGAUCAUACAAAACAUUCAAAAUCAUCAUCAUCUAACUCUCAUCAUCAUUUACGUAAACAUAAAGUCAAUAAUUAUGAAUCUAUUUGUGCAUCUAAUAAUAGUAUUAAUAACACGAGUAAUAAUAGCAUUUUAAAUUCUGAUUAUCACACUGUCAGUGGCCAUUCCAUAGGUCAACGUAGUAUAAGGCAACAACGUGAAGUCGCUUAUAAAAUUGAACAUCCUAAUCGUUUACAUCCUGAUAUUUGGCAUAAUGAAGCUAACGAGUUCAAUGAUGGUCCAGCUUGUUCUUGUAAACCGAAAUAUCGUAUUGGACCAUUACACAAUCAAUACGAAGGUGAACAGCCCAUUCCGCUAUGUAUUCCAGAAUCAAAUAAUCAUGAUCGUCUUUAUCAUUAUCGUGUGAUUAUAUCACCGACAACUAAUUUUGUUCAACCAAACCCAUCGAAAAUUACUCAUAAUGAACAUGAUUAUCUAUUUGAUGGUUUCUCACUGUUUAUGCAUUAUAAAUUAGAUAAGCCACCUCCAUGUCAAGUUCUACGUUUCAAUCUGUUAUAUGAUAUUUUCCCGAUUGAAGAGGAAUUCCCUCAGUAUUUUACUGUUCGUUCAUUAGAUCUACUCACACAAUAUGUAUUCAUAGAAUUACUGGAGUUGUUAGAUUUAAACUGGAAACCAUAUGGAGCAAAGGAGAGCUGUAAUGUGAUACAUUUAAUGCCAAGAUUUAUACGUAUUUUGUCAAAUACUGCUACUACUACCAAUGAUAAUUUUUCGAUUACAAAUACUGCCACUACUACUAACAAUAGUAUUUCAAUAGAUAACAGUAAAGAACAUAAUAUCGAGUCAAAUAAAUUAAUCGUUUGUAUCGAUGAUAGUAGUGAUAAUAAUACAGUAAUUGGGGAAUUACUACCCGUUCAUGUAAUAAUGCGACACUGGUUAAAAGAGGCACUGACUCCGGUAAUUAAUAUGAUGGAAUUAUCUUCAAUACAGCGUAUGACUACAAUUGAAUGGUCAAAUCAUAUCGCUAAUUUACGAGGCACAUUAGCUUGCUUUCCAGGCAAAAAACCAUCAACUAUACGCAUAGAUCAAUUAGAUCGUCAAUCUGUAACAGGUCAAUCAAAUAAAACCAUAUUAAUUUAUCCACUCAUAGUACACAUGACUUAUACACCAAUGAAAUUAAGUUUAACGCGUGAACCAAAGUAUAAAUCUGUACUUAAAAAUUUUAUGAAAUUACAAUAUUUAAUGAUGAAUAAGCCAAGAAUUAGCACUUCUGAUCGUGUACAGUUGGUACAAUUAGCCAGUGAAUUAGAAGAGAUGGAGCAUUCUGGGGUACAUCGACGUGAAGUUACUGUAGAGAUUAGUUGUGAAGGCUUUUAUCGAACUGGAAUACGACCAGAUAUACCACAAUAUGCAUUGAAUUUAGUCUCAUUAAUAGCUCACCUACGUUUUCAUAAAUCGUUGGAAAGUUUGGAGAAUCGUUUGGGAUAUACAUUUAACGAUAAGUCUUUACUACAUCAAUCCCUUACUCAUCCAUCAUAUCGGCGAACAAAUUUCGGUACAAAUCAAGAUCAUUUUCAAAAUUCAUUGGUUAGUUGCGGUCCACGUAUUUUAGAAUAUGGUGAUAAGCUAGAAUUAUACAAGGCAUGGCGUAAAAAGGGUUUAACUAAAAUGAUACAAGUUAUGUCAUUUUUACCAAAAAUGAAUGAAGAACGAUCGAAUAUUUAUGGCAAUGAACGAUUGGAAUUUUUAGGCGAUGCAGUUGUUGAAGUUAUCUCCAGUAUCCACUUAUUCUUCAUGUUCCCUGAAUUAUCCGAAGGUCAUUUGGAUGCGUACCGUCAAGCCAUCGUUCAAAAUCAACAUUUAGCUGAAUUAGCUGUUCGUCUUGGCAUUCAUAAAUACUUGUUGUAUACUCAUAGUGUAGACUUUUGUUAUGAUUCUACAUUUAUCUACGCUCGAUCUGAUGCAUUUGAAGCUUUAAUGGCUGCAAUCACUUUAGACGCUGGACUUGAUAUUGUUGAUAGAAUAUUUGGUGCUGUUCUAUUUGGUGAUGAUGAAAGAAUUCAUCGUGUUUGGGUACAAAUCCCAUUGCAUCCAUUACAAUCACAAUGCCCUGAAGGUGAUCGAUCAUGGGCAACAAAAGUCCCUAUGCUAAAGAAAUUGUGUACAUUAGAAGAUACUUUGGGCAUAAAAUUUAAACACCUACGUGUUCUUGCUCGUGCUAUGACUAUACGGAAAACUGGUUUUAAUUUUUAUACAUUGGGAGAUAAUCAACGUUUAGAAUUUCUUGGUGAUUCUUUGUUAAAAUAUGUGUCAACAGAUUAUUUAUUUCGACAUUUUCCACGACAUCAUGAAGGACAUUUAUCACUGUUAAAAAAUUCACUAGUGAAUAAAUAUACACAGGCAUCUGUAUGCAGUGAGUUAGGCUUAGAAAAUUAUGUUAUACGUCGUGAAGAUAAUAGUAUGCAUAAAUACGAUUGCAAAAUUAAUAAUAACAAUGAUUCUACUAAUAAUAACAUAUCGAAACAUUCAAAUCCGUCUUGGAAUACUACUUAUAUAAGUAGUCAAAAUUCAAAUAUACUCAAAUCUAAACAAAAUAAAAAAGGUGGUCAAAAAGAAGUUAUUAAUUCAGAUGGAAAUAAAAAUGGCAAUUGUAAUAAUCCACAAAAUCAAAAUGUAAAAUACAGAGCUGAUUUAUUGGAAGCAUUUAUUGGUGCAUUAUUUGUCGAUAAAGAUUUAACAUGGGUUGAACGUUUUUGUCAAAUAUGUUUUUGGCCACGUCUUGUUGAGUUUAUUUUAAAACAAGAAUGGAAUGAUGCCAAAUCAAAAUUACAACAAUGUUGUCUCACAUUUCGUUCAUUAAAUGAAGAUCCAGAAAUUGCACAUUAUAAAGUUUUAGAACAUAGUGGGCCAACUAACCAACGUGUUUAUCGUGUUGGUGUUUAUUUUCGUGGUCAACGAUUAGCAACUGGUGAAGGUCGGUCUGUUCAACAAGCUCAAAUGGAAGCAGCUAAAAAGGCAUUGGAAUUACAUCAAGAUACAUUUCGUCAAUUGGAUUUUCAACGUUCAGUUAUUUCAAAACGAUAUAAACAACCUUAUAUUAAUAAAAUAUUGGAUCAAGUACAAAAUUGGGAUGAACAAUUAGUGGAAUAUUUUAUUUCAGAUAAACCUACAUCUACAACAGUUAUGUCCACCUUGACUUCAAAUACUACUACGAAUAAUAAUAAUAAUAAUAAUAAUAAUAAUAAUAAUAAUAAUAAUAAAAUUACUCCUAUAAAUACUUACAGAAUGAAUAAUAGUGAAAACCAAACAAUGAAACGAUCAUUUCUACCAAACCAUAACAAUGAUAUCAAUGGAGAAGAAUUAUUAUUGUAUAGAAGUACUAAACGUCGUUGUUUUGACAAAAACAUUCCUAAUCAAAAUGCAUGUACAAAUGAAAAAACAUCAUAUCUCUCCGCCGUAUCAUCAACAUCAAGAUAUGGCACUUCCCCUUCAAUAUAUCUAUCAUCACAGACGUCAACUUCAACUAAUAAUAAUGAGGAAGAUGAUAUUGCAAUGAUCGACAGUAAAACAGAACAACUGAACGCGGUGGAAGACAUAGAAAAAGGGAACGAAUUGUUUGUUGUAAUAAAUCACAACGACAAUGAUGACGUCGAAGACAAUAUAAACGAAAAAGAUGAGGAGGAAGAAGGCGAGAUUGUAGAAGACGAUGAUGAUGAUGAUUUUUGUGAUGAUUCUAGUAAUGAUAUUCCGAAUGAGAGACAUUAUAAAUAUAAAUUACUUUUAAAAUGAAAAAAAAGACAAAACAUUGGAACACUGUGUAUCUUAAUCGUUGUAAAUACUACUAUUAAUAAAAGUAAUAAUGACAGAUGCCAACCCUGACUAAGUAGUCGAAUGCAUUUUACUCUCUUUUCAUUUGUUCGGCCUUUUCUUUUCGUAAAGUCAACGAAUUAUACGAAUUUUCCUUCUUGCUUAACUUAGAAAAAUUCAUUUCUUAUUGACGGAAGAAAGUGGUCAAUCAAAGUUGAACUACUGUUUUAUAUUUUUACGAACUUAAUUAUAUCACGCAAUUUUGAAUUGUAGUUAUAUAUAUAUAUAUAUAUAUAUAUAUAUAUAUAUAUAUAUAUCGCUGUGAAGGAAUUUGUCAUUCUUAAAAGACAUUCAUAAUCUUAAUAUACAAAUAGUGCAGUUUCAUAAGUGAUUGUUUAAUAGUAAUUGAAAUGUGUUGGGGACGAUAUAUCCCGAAAACUCAUAGUUUGUAAUUUUGUCUUUGUGGAGCUUGUAUGCAGAUGUAUGCGUGGGCAUUCCUUACCACCCACGCACAUAGUUGAUUGAUGAACUUAUCGAUUAAAUGUUUAAAUAUAUCAAUGGCAAUCAAUUGACGAACUUAUCGGUUAAAUGUUUAAAAGCUCCAGAGCAAUAUCGAUAUAUAUUUGUAUAUAUACGUUUUAAAUUGUGUUUGGUGCUCGCUCGUUUUUUGGCUGUUUGCAGAAUAUAUUUUCCAUACCAAGCUUGGACUUCUCCUUCUAGGCCCCCGAAUGCCCUGGUACGGCCGAGAGUGGGGAGAGUCCGCUCUUCCUCUCGAAAUGCUCUCACACGGCCGCGCGUACACAGCCUCUGCCAGGGAAGUCCUACUCACUGCCUUCUCGUGGCGGGGGUGUUGUUUACGGAAAUGAGAGGACGAAAAGCGAAUGUCCGGCGCUUUAACCGGAUCACAAACCAAUGGUGUACAUGGGCUCCAGUAUCCAGUGGGAACAAAUGGCGUAUGAACCAAUCGUUGGUCACCGGCUACUAUGGGAUUGCAUCUCCUUACGAUGCUCCACUGCCUUGUGGGUUAGACCUUCAGGUCAAAGGCUCGGGGAGUGGCCCCCUAAGUUAACCACCUGAUUCGGUUUGGGCACCCGGACAGUAUCACAGCCCACACACAAAUGAUGAACUCUUUAUGUCUAUGGAAAUUACUUUUCUCGCUUUGAAAAACAAACAAUUGAUUCAAAUUAUUAUCAUUACAAUUAUUGUCAUUAUUAUUACUAUUAUUAUUAUUAUUACUAUUACUAUUAUUAUUAUCAUUUUCCACAUUAUUCACCCUCUUUUAUACUUCUACAGUGGCUCGUCUUUGGUGGAAAUUUGACUGUAUCUAAACGUUCUCGAGUCACUGUCCGGUUGAAAAUUGUGUUACCACCGAAUACGAGAACUGAAGCAGUUUUUCUGAAACCACGUGCACCAUUCAUACUGGCUGCCUUCAACGUUCGCACAUUUCUGCAGGUCGGACAACAGAUAGGGCUGGCUAUGUCUUUGGAAAGUCUUAAUAUUGAUGUUUGUUGUCUAUUCGAGACCCGUAUUCAAGACUCUGGUGAAGUACUACAAAUUCGCUCUCUAUCUGUCGCUUCGAAAAGCUUGUUUUACGUGCGCUUAUCCGGGGACCCUGUGGCAUCUUCGUCUGGUCUUGCUGGCGUUGGUGUCGCACUAAGCGCUAGAGCUGAGGCAGCACUAGUCGAUUGGAUCCCCAUUAACAGUCGGUUAUGUGCUGUUAGAUUAGAAAGUUCCAUCAAAGUGAGAAGAAAUCGGCGUGAGAAACGAUGUCUUUUCGUCAUCUCCACCUAUGGCCCGACAGAUUGCAGCCCGGAUGCAAUCAAUGAUGAAUUUUACCACCAGUUAUCUGUUCUUCUCCAGAAAGUGCGUUCGACAGAUAUUGCAGUGCUAGCCGGAGACUUGAAUGCUCAGGUCGGGCGUCUAGGCACAGAAGAGAGUCGUUUAGGUGGUCGAUGGGGACUCGUUGGUCGCAGGUCAGAUAACGGGGACCGUCUACUGCAACUGUCUUGGACGAUGGGCAGAAUUUUUCGAAGGGCAGUUCAACUGGCCUGCUGCUCCGGCAACAUCGGUCAGACUGUCCUGCCCUCCAUGGCCGGUGACGACUGAUCCACCAAACGAGGAGGAAGUCCGCAAGGAACUCCAACUCUUGAAGCGUUACAAAUCACAUGGCCCAGAUGACUUACCUCUGGCUCUUUUUAAAGAUGGUGGUGACUUUUUGACUAAGGGACUGACGACGUUGUUUACAAAGGUUUGGUAACUAGAGAGUGUACCAACGUCAUGGAAUGAGUCGAUAGUUGUCCCUAUCUUUAAAAAGGGUUCACGUCGUUCCUGUAACAACUAUCGGGGGAUAAGUCUACUUCCGAUUGCGUUCAAGCUAUUGGCUUCCUUCAUACUUCGUAGGUAGUUCAAACCCGUGAAAGAUUGACUCGCGAGAAGCAGGCUGGGUUUCGUUCUGGUCGAGGAUGUAUUGAUCAUAUUUUCACCCUCCGCCAAAUGUUAGAACACCGCCAUACUUAUCAAAGGCCAACAAUCGUAGUGUUUCUUGACAUCAGGGCUGCAUUCGAUUCGUUGGACAGGACUGUUCUCUGGGAUUGUCUAUUGAAGAAGGGUGUGCCUGAGAAGUUUAUUUACAUCCUAAAAGCCCUAUAUAAAAACACCUCAGGCAGAGUGAGGGCAUACAACCACCUCUCUCCAUUGUUCCAUUCGAGCAGUGUGGUUAGGCAGGGUUGCCCAAUCUCACCAUUCCUCUUCAACUUUGCCAUCGAUGACAUUCUGGGAACAGCUCUGAUGGAUGUAAGUGAUGGUGGUGUGAAUCUGCUGCCUGGAGAAAGACUCCUCGACCUUGAGUAUGCGGAUGAUAUUGUCUUACUGUGCGAUAAUGCCCAAGGCAUGCAAUCCGCACUUAAUCAGUUGGCAAUCAGUGUCCGUAGGUAUGGUAUGUGCUUUGCACCUUCGAAGUGCAAAGUACUCCUACAAGACUGGCAGGAUUCCAAUCCUGUACUCACCCUGGAUGGUGAGCAGAUAGACGUAGUCGAGAAGUUCGUGUAUCUGGGUAGCUGCAUAAGUGCUGGUGGGGGUGUGAGUGAUGAGAUCAAUGCACGAAUAGUGAAAGCCAGAGCGGCUUAUGCCAAUCUGGG
This is a messenger RNA of Schistosoma haematobium, 9081 nucleotides long. RefSeq lists its product as uncharacterized. Gene Ontology annotation, biological process: primary miRNA processing; rRNA processing; regulation of gene expression. The coding region runs from base 977 to 5926 and encodes 1649 amino acids. The transcript is spliced from 19 exons. Gene Ontology annotation, cellular component: nucleus. Gene Ontology annotation, molecular function: ribonuclease III activity; double-stranded RNA binding. NCBI's taxonomy places the organism in Eukaryota, Metazoa, Platyhelminthes, Trematoda, Strigeidida, Schistosomatidae. The record is from RefSeq and is a predicted model, not a curated record.